This is a messenger RNA of Cotesia glomerata, 1551 nucleotides long. Its product is annotated as putative odorant receptor 71a. Gene Ontology annotation, molecular function: odorant binding; olfactory receptor activity. Gene Ontology annotation, cellular component: plasma membrane. The record is from RefSeq and is a predicted model, not a curated record. Gene Ontology annotation, biological process: detection of chemical stimulus involved in sensory perception of smell; sensory perception of smell. NCBI's taxonomy places the organism in Eukaryota, Metazoa, Arthropoda, Insecta, Hymenoptera, Braconidae. The transcript is spliced from 5 exons. The coding region runs from base 282 to 1445 and encodes 387 amino acids.
CAAAAUUACAAAAGCAAACAAUAGCUUCAAAUUUAAAAUUCUGCAAAUUGUUCUCUAAAUAAUUCAAAUCUUUUCCUAGAAUUUUCAGCCUUCCCAAAAUCAAUUUUCAAAAUGGCCUUUAUCGCCGCAAUUUCUUCUAUAGAUAAUCGCUUCAAUUUGAAUUCUAAAUUCUCGCAAUGAAUAAUUAAUUAGCAAGUGAAGCUAAGAACAGAGACUUCUCAUCCGCAAACUCAGCCUUAGAACAACCAGCAAGCACUCUUGUUCUCAUUAGAAUCAAUACGAUGACUACUGCUGUCUUGUCACAUAGUCUCUUCAUACUGACACUGGUCGGUCUCUGGCGACCCAUCGAUUGGCGCGGCUGGAAGUCUCUCCUUUACAAUUCUUAUACUUACUUCGUUGCAUUUGCUAAUUUUGUUUUUAUUCUAACUGAGUUUGUAGAUAUAGUAACAAACAGCAGUUCAGUCAACGAUUUAACAAACGGCUUGACCAAGAUAAUGGGCCAGCUUGGCGCGUUCGGAAAAGUCGUUGGGAUAAUGUUGAACCGGAAGAUGAUUUUACAAGGAAUUAAACUUUUGGAAUUAAAACCAUUCAAGCUUGAGGAUCAGGAUGAAAAAAAUGUUCUGAAGAAAUACAUCAGCAUCUCCAAUUAUAUAACAUUUUUUUAUUUAGCAGUAUUUACCAUUGGCGCCUCAGGAAUUUUAUUUAGUCAAAUGUCAGUGAUGGAUUUCCCAAAUGUCUUACCUUACAGGGCAUGGUUUCCCUACAAUUAUUCAAAACCAAUUUUAUUCCAGACAACUGCAGCUUUUCAGUUAAUUACUUUUUUUAACGGCGCGUACGUUCACGUUGCUUUUGAUACUCUAUUUCUUCGUAUGAUGCUGUGCGUCGUCUUUCAAAUAAGUGUGCUAGAACAUCGCCUUGAAAUAAUAAUCUCUAGCAUGAAGAAAUUAGUAAAAAACAAUAACAUGAAUUUAAGCACAGAUGAAGUUUAUAUAUGCGAUAUGCUUAUUGAAGAAUGGGUUAAUCAUCAUAACGCCAUUUUAAAAUUUUCUCAAAAUAUGUAUGAAAAUUUUUCCGGAUCAAUAUUUCUUCAAUAUUGCUUGAGUUCAACCCAAAUUUGCGUUUGUGUCUACACUAUUUCUAACGUUCCGUUUUUGUCCGGUGUAUUUAUGAGCGAAAUGGUGUUAUUAAUUGGAACGAUAAUGCAAAUAUUUCUUCUUUGCAUAUCAGCUCACCAAGUUACACUCAAAUUCGACGAUCUCAAUUACUCUGUCUACUGUAUCGAAUGGUUUUACCUGAAUACUUAUCUUCAAAAAUCAAUUUCGAUAAUUAUUUCAAAAACAAUGAAGCCGGUCGUCUUUAAAUCGGGCUAUUUUGUAACUCUAUCGCUCGAAUCACUUAAACAUGUGAUGAAAUUAUCAUACUCCAUUUAUAAUCUUCUUCAGUGAUUUACUCCACUGUGGAAAUUGAGCAGAAUCUAUCGCUAGUUAAAUUAAUAGUCAUUUUUAUGUAGCUGUUGUUUAUUAUUAAAUAAAUAUUAUAUUUUAGAAUAGA